AUGGCAUCACCAUUCCCGUCCCUGCCUGCAUUCGCAGCACACCUGUCACGCGAGGUUGACAUUGUGUUUCCGGUCAUCCACGGGAAAUUCGGGGAGGACGGGGGUAUACAGGUGGGUGGGUUUGCUUCAGCCGUAAACUGCUAUGCCCGCACCAUUACAGCACACCUGUCACGCGAGGUUGACAUUGUGUUUCCGGUCAUCAACGGGAAAUUCGGGGAGGACGGGGGUAUACAGGUGGGUGGGUUUGCUUCAGCCGUAAACUGCUAUGCCCGCACCAUUACAGCACACCUGUCACGCGAGGUUGACAUUGUGUUUCCGGUCAUCCACGGGAAAUUCGGGGAGGACGGGGGCAUACAGGUGGGUGGGUUUGCUUCAGCCGUAAACUGCUAUGCCCGCACCAUUACAGCACACCUGUCACGCGAGGUUGACAUUGUGUUUCCGGUCAUCCACGGGAAAUUCGGGGAGGACGGGGGCAUACAGGUGGGUGGGUUUGCUUCAGCCGUAAACUGCUAUGCCCGCACCAUUACAGCACACCUGUCACGCGAGGUUGACAUUGUGUUUCCGGUCAUCCACGGGAAAUUCGGGGAGGACGGGGGCAUACAGGUGGGUGGGUUUGCUUCAGCCGUAAACUGCUAUGCCCGCACCAUUACAGCACACCUGUCACGCGAGGUUUACAUUGUGUUUCCGGUCAUCCACGGGAAAUUCGGCGAGGACGGGGGCAUACAGGUGGGUGGGUUUGCUUCAGCCGUAAACUGCUAUGCCCGCACCAUUACAGCACACCUGUCACGCGAGGUUGACAUUGUGUUUCCGGUCAUCCACGGGAAAUUCGGCGAGGACGGGGGCAUACAGGUGGGUGGGUUUGCUUCAGCCGUAAACUGCUAUGCCCGCACCAUUACAGCCCACCUGUCACGCGAGGUUGACAUUGUGUUUCCGGUCAUCCACGGGAAAUUCGGGGAGGACGGGGGCAUACAGGUGGGUGGGUUUGCUUCAGCCGUAAACUGCUAUGCCCGCACCAUUACAGCACACCUGUCACGCGAGGUUGACAUUGUGUUUCCGGUCAUCCACGGGAAAUUCGGCGAGGACGGGGGCAUACAGGUGGGUGGGUUUGCUUCAGCCGUAAACUGCUAUGCCCGCACCAUUACAGCCCACCUGUCACGCGAGGUUGACAUUGUGUUUCCGGUCAUCCACGGGAAAUUCGGGGAGGACGGGGGCAUACAGGUGGGUGGGUUUGCUUCAGCCGUAAACUGCUAUGCCCGCACCAUUACAGCACAGCUGUCACGCGAGGUUGACAUUGUGUUUCCGGUCAUCCACGGGAAAUUCGGGGAGGACGGGGGUAUACAGGUGGGUGGGUUUGCUUCAGCCGUAAACUGCUAUGCCCGCACCAUUACAGCACACCUGUCACGCGAGGUUGACUUUGUGUUUCCGGUCAUCCACGGGAAAUUCGGGGAGGACGGGGGCAUACAGGUGGGUGGGUUUGCUUCAGCCGUAAACAGCUAUGCCCGCACCAUUACAGCACACCUGUCACGCGAGGUUGACAUUGUGUUUCCGGUCAUCCACGGGAAAUUCGGGGAGGACGGGGGCAUACAGGUGGGUGGGUUUGCUUCGGCGAGGACGGGGGCAUACAGGUGA
This is a messenger RNA of Closterium sp. Yama58-4, 1629 nucleotides long. The record is from the annotation of a GenBank genome assembly. NCBI's taxonomy places the organism in Eukaryota, Viridiplantae, Streptophyta, Zygnematophyceae, Desmidiales, Closteriaceae.